UGCCCGGCCGCGGCCCGCGCGGACUUCCCUCUCUACCGUCCGCUACCCCGCUCCGGUGAGGGAGUCAGGCAUGGGCGGACAGGGGCAGAAAAAGCGAGUACGCGAAGAGCGUUGAUGUUAAGAGUGGUGAAGCUUCUCAUGUGCUUCAACAGAAAGUAGCCUUUUAACCAUGGGAAGGACACCGACGGGAACGGGGGAGGGGGAAAGCGGUGGAAGCGGCAGGAAAAAGCUCGCGGCAGAGAAAAUGCUGUGGCGCUACGAACCCCUGGAGCACUGGACGCAAGGGCCGGGCGGAGGGCGAGUGUGGCGCUGCUGCCGCCUCUCCUGGACACACCUGGCAGCGCCGCAGAGUGGGGCCGAAGGAGCAGGGAACGAAACCGCGGGAGGUGAAGGAGGCGCCAGGCUUGGCCGGAAGGGAGAGGUUGAAAAGGAAAGGCCUACAAAGAGGAAGAGAGAGUUACCACAUCGGGCGGUACCUAGUUCCAGUUCUUGGUCCCAGGGGUUUGUGGUUGCUGCUGCUUUCAUCUUCCUCAGCCAAAACAAAAGCAAAGUGCCAAAGGGCGAUUCCUUUGGACCGUCAGUGCAGUCUCCACCUCGCAGGCUUGGCUCAUUUGUGUCCACUCCCUUCUCCAACCCUUUACACUUGAUGCUCUCAGAUGAGUAGAAAGGAGCACAAUUAGUGGAAAACACAAGCUUGGGAGUCAAGGGAUUUGGGUUCUAUUCUUGUCGUCCCUUGGUGACGACAUCAUUACCUUAGGUUAUUCACGCUUUCAGUGCCAGAGUUCCUAGAUCAAUGAAAGAUUACUGACCUCUUACAGAAAUGUUUUCACGGUGCAGAAUUCCAAAUAAAGUACGUGUAGCCAUGUGUU
Molecule: messenger RNA, 869 nt
Organism: Otolemur garnettii (small-eared galago)
Lineage: Eukaryota; Metazoa; Chordata; Mammalia; Primates; Galagidae
Exons: 2
Coding region: 170-664 (164 amino acids)
Source: RefSeq, a predicted model, not a curated record